This is a messenger RNA of Centropristis striata (black sea bass), 5716 nucleotides long. RefSeq names its product zinc finger protein 142 (gene znf142). The record is from RefSeq and is a predicted model, not a curated record. Gene Ontology annotation, biological process: regulation of gene expression. Gene Ontology annotation, cellular component: nucleus. The coding region runs from base 185 to 5449 and encodes 1754 amino acids. NCBI's taxonomy places the organism in Eukaryota, Metazoa, Chordata, Actinopteri, Perciformes, Serranidae. The transcript is spliced from 10 exons.
ACAUCAUUUUGCUAUUAAGACAGUACGGACCGCAACGGCGAAGUCAAUUGCCAGCCGGAACUAAAGACUUGAACAGUUUGCAACCUAUAUCAUAAGAAGCUAACGAUAGCUAAGCUAAUGUUAGGUGAACACCAAGGCUGUUACAGCGUAUUGAUAUCCGUUUUUAUUAUCAUAAACAAACAGAAUGGACCGUGGAAAGCCAGGCAACACAAUGGAGACUGUGAAAUGUGGGCAGAGUUUCUCAGACAGUGGCUCGUUUACCUCACACCCCUGUUCAGGAACCACUCCAUCCAGUACAGUACAGUCGAGGAACUACAAGUGUUCUCAGUGCAGUGAGGUUUUCUCCAAGCCAGGUGUCCUGAAACAGCACUUCAGAAUUACCCACAGUGGACAUGACCCUGAAGGCCCGUACCCCUGCACUGAGCCAGGCUGCCAGUUCAGCAGCACACACAGACAGGAGUAUCAAGCCCACCUGGCAUCCACACAUGGUCUCACUCUUGUUCCCUGCACCGUCCAGUCCUGCAAAGUGUCUUUCCUCACACAGGAGGAGAGGGAGAGACAUUCGAGGGGACACAUGCCCUUUGGCUGCUUUCACUGUCAGUUUGCCACUCAAAAUGUAAAAGACCUGAAGAACCACCUCUUGGAGCACAACAAUCAAGGGAAUGCGACAGCAGCCACGACUGUAUCCACUCAAGGAAGCCACGAACCUCAGCUGUCCAGCAGGCCAAAAAGGAAAAUAACGCCCAACCCAGCCUGUGCAUCAUCAUUACCAGAAGAUGGGAAUGAGGAACAGCCUCAGAGGCAAAGACACAAUACUAAAAGAGUGAGGAAGGCAGUGGAAAGUGACAAACCCUCAGCAAUGAAUGCCGCCCCUCUGCCAUCCAAAGAGUACCUUGCAGAGGGAUCAGAGCACACUUAUCGCACCCACACCUGCCCCAAGUGUCGGCGCUGCUUCAAGAUGCGCUCCCACCUGCAGGAGCACCUGCAUUUACACUUCCCCGAUCCCAACCUCCAGUGUCCCACCUGCAAGCGUUACUUCACCAGCAAGAGCAAGUUACGCAUGCAUUGGCUCCGUGAGGUCGGAGAGAAGGUUCAUCGUUGCCACUUGUGUGAAUAUUCUGCUGUGGAGCGAAACGCAAUCCGUCGCCACAUGGCAAGCGUCCAUGCCGAUGAGGUAGAAAAUGACGUGAGCAGUCCGAGCUAUCCCUGUCCCACCUGUGGUCAAAGCUUCCGCCAGAGCAGGUCGCUUAAAGCCCACAUGAAGACACACAACAUCCUGUCGGACAGCAAGCCGGUGGCAUGCUUCCACGAGGGUUGUACCUUCCAGAGUUCUCAACGCAAAGAACUGCUCAGACACACUGCAGAAGUGCACGGAGUCAGGGCUGUGGAGUGUCGUCACCACGCGUGUGGGGCCGUCUUCCAAAGCGAGAUGGACAUGGAGGCUCAUUAUCGGACACACCUCGCCUACCACUGCUCACACUGUGACUUCUCUUCCUCCAAUAAGAACCUCUUCCUCCAGCACCGGCGGAACGGUCACCCGGGGAGUGACAAGCUCAGCUGCGACUUCUGCUCCUACGUCACAUUCAACCCCGUGGAGUACGAGCAGCACGUCGGACAUUUGCACGCCAACGAGAAGAUUCAUCGCUGCUCUCAGUGCAGCUACGUUACCGCACAUAAACGAGGCUUGAAGCGACACAUGCUCAUGCACAGUGGUGAGAAACCCCACAAGUGUAGCCUGUGUGACUUCAGGUGCCGAGAUGAGUCCUACCUCUCCAAACAUAUGCUUACUCACUCCGAUAAGAAGAACUUUAUGUGUGCUGAAUGUGGAUAUGUCACUAAAUGGAAGCACUAUUUGAAUGUCCACAUGAGAAAACAUGCUGGAGACCUCAGGUAUCAGUGUGAUCAGUGCUCUUACCGAUGCCAUCGCAUGGACCAGCUUAAUAGCCACAAAAUAAGACACCAGGCCAAGUCACUCAUGUGCGAGAUCUGUGCUUAUGCCUGCAAGCGCAAAUAUGAGCUCCGUAGUCACAUGUUGGUCAAACACUCUGGAGAGGAAAAAUCACCAUCUGUCUAUAAGUGCAAAUACUGCACAUACACCACCUGCUACAGACAAGCCCUUCAAAACCACGAGAACUGCAAACAUACCAAGCUGAAAGAGUUCCGCUGCGCCCUCUGCUACUAUUCCUCUUUCAGUAGCAUCAGCCUCUUCCUGCACAAGAGGAAAGCUCAUGGCUAUGUUCCCGGGGACAAAGCAUGGCUAGAGAACUAUGCUGCAAAGGAGAAGGAAAGGAAGUCGACUGAGUUCUUGCAAGAUUUUUACAAUCAGGCUUCAGCAGCCAAUGAGCAGUCUGAACAAUCCAAUUUUGAAGGAACUCCAGCUUCUCAAAGAGAACAAUCUGAGUGUCCUGCCUCAGCAGGUCACAGUGCCAGCAAAGAAUCUGCAGCUGGUUCACAACCUGUGGAUCCUGUAGAUGUUUUUGAUGUUGUUUCUCAGGAGGUUGUUAAUGAAGGUAUUUCAGACAGUCCUCCAUCUGCGAACAGUCAUGAGGAGUACUGUACUCUUGUUUUAACAACACUGUCAACCACUGACUAUCAGACCUCCUCUUUGCAAAAUCAGGAAGAAAAAUGUGCAAAUCAAACUCCGAGCUUAUCUUAUACAAAUCGCAAUGACUCUGACAUACCACACGAGAAAGCAGACUUUUCUGCUUCUUCAUCAGAGGAGGACAAUGCAGCAAUGGCAGGUCCCGAAUGUGAAGAAACUGACCAAGAUGACUAUGAGACUCUGAAUGAUCACACAAGUCAACCAGUCAAACUUGGGGAUUGUCAGACACCUGAGGUGGAGAGUGAAGGUGAAACAAUCAGUUCCACUUUUCCAUCCGAGCAAAGUCAGCCGUUAGAAUCUGAGAUCCGUCUGAAAGCUAUGAAGAAGCACGACAAGGACCAGGCAGAAGCCAUGGUUCUGGAGGGACGGGUGCAGAUUCUCGUGGUGCCAACUAAAGAGGUUUAUCGAUGCAACAAGUGCUCUUAUGUAACCAGUAAGGAGACAGCUUUGAAGUACCACUGCCAGGCUUCGUGUGAUGGAAGGAUAAAGGGACACACGUGUCAGGCCUGUGGUGCGCAGUUCAAACAGAGGCGAGGCCUUGAGAGCCAUCUUGAAAAGAAAUGCCCAGCACUUCCGCGAAAAACAAGGACAUUUGUAGGUAUUCCAGCAGAAGAUAACUCUGCAGGUCAUAGAGCACCCGAACAAAUGGAUAAAGGAACACAUUCCAAUCAGACAGAGCUUCUAUCAUCACAAAAUUGUAUUUCCAAAGAUUCAAAUGAUCAGGAAUUCCAUCAGCAAGAAGAAGAAUCUCAUUUAACAAACUGUAAGAGCUCUUUAAAUAAUGCUUUCAGUGAAUCAGGACAGCAGAAAAGCAAAAUUCAGGCAGAAAAGCUUUUAAAAGUCAGUCUUGCAAAAACGUUUUUUAGUCACAAAGAUAGAAAUGUCCCAUUGCAGAAGCCGCUUUAUGCUCAAAAAGAUGGGAAAUACAAAUGCAAGCUGUGCAACUUUUCAUCAGUCAGGCUUGCAACUGUUGAACGGCACCUCUCAACCUGCAGAAAAAUCUUAAAGAAAAGUGAGAAUCAGAUCAGUCCAGAAGUGGAGGAUGAGCGUGCUGGUGAGUCGGUCAAUGAAAAGGAGGAUUUGACGGAAGAGUACAAUGACAGAACUGGGAAAGUUCCUGAGAAACAUCAAAUCUUCUCCUGUCCAAGCUGUGAAUUUAAGUGCAAUCAGAAAAGAGCGUUAGACAGUCAUGAGAAGAGAGGCUGCUUAAAGCCAGAUGAAAUCCAGUGCACCAUGUGUUCAUUUGUAGCUAAAUCUAAAAUGUCUUUGACUCGUCACAUCCGAUGUGUCCAUGAUAAAAAAAAGGUUGGCAUUGCUGAGGGUUUGCAUUGCCAGCACUGUAGUUUUACCUGUAAACAAGAGCGAUGCAUGGCACAGCAUGUGGUGCUCAAACACAAGGGUGCACGACCUUACCACUGUCGAUAUUGUCCUUUUAGCACCACGAGGCGCUAUCGGUUGGAUGAGCACGAGUCUCUCCACACAGGAAUCGGUCGUCACAGCUGCGAUAAGUGCGACAAGACCUUCGGAGCUGUGACCAAGUUGCGUCAGCACAAGAUGCGCAUCCACGACAAACAGCCGACACACUUCUGCUCGCUCUGCGACUUCACCGGCUACACACUGGAUGACGUGAGACGGCACAAUGUCAGAUGCCACACAGGGGAGUUACAGCACGCUUGCACUCAUUGUGAUGCUCAGUUCAGCUCAGAAGUUGCACUGAGAAACCACUGUAAACGUGGGCACCAGCUCCAGGUCUGUUUCUCAUGUAAGCAGUGUGACUACACGUGUGGCAGCAAGGUCACUCUGAAGACACACCAAGAAAACAAGCACCCUCAGGUGAAGUGCAGCACCUGCCAGGAGAGUUUUAAGACAAAAGAGAGCCUCGAAGUUCAUCAAAGAACCCACCUGGCACAUCAGUGUCAUCUCUGUCCCUUUGCUACCAAAACAAGGCAGCUGUUAGCACAACACCUCCUGAGUGAACACGAGGAGGGUCCGCCAGAGGACAAGCCUCUGAAGUGCAGCUCUUGUCAGUUUGCUUGUCGGCACCAGCUGGUGUUAGAGCAGCACCUGCGUUCACAUGGAGGCAAACGUCUGUACAAAUGCACAGACUGUGAGUAUUCAACCCGGAACAAGCAGAAGAUCACAUGGCACAUUCGCAUACACACUGGAGAGAAGCCUUACAGCUGUGAGCAGUGCACCUACACCUGCACUGAUCCGUCUAGGUUGAAGCUUCACAUGCGGGUUCAUCAAGAAGAGAAGAAGUAUCUCUGUCCAGAGUGUGGCUACAAAUGCAAAUGGGCGACUCAGCUGAAAUACCACAUGACCAAACACACAGGGGACAAGCCGUAUGCCUGUGAUGAGUGUGACUACUGCACCAACAGAGCAGACGCUCUCCGUGCCCACCGGGACACGCAGCACUGCGACCUGCGCCCUUACGUCUGCGAGAAAUGCGGCAAAGCCUUCAAGACAAGUUUCAUACUGAAGACCCACCAGCGGCAACACAGUGACGAUCGGCCGUACACGUGCGGCUUGUGCCAGAAGGCUUUCCGGUGGCCGGCGGGUCUCAGGCAUCACUACCUCUCGCACACCAAGCAGCAGCCGUUCUGCUGCCGCCACUGCUCCUACAGAGCCAAACAGAAGUUCCAGGUGGUCAAGCAUCUGCAGAGACACCAUCCGGAGAUGUCAGUGGAGCAGGGGGUGGUGAGGGACUCUGAAGCAGUGAGCCUGACCCUGAAGGAGGCCUUGCAGGGGACACUGGAUGAGAGAGAAGUGGAGGAGGAGGAAGAGGAAGGAAGAGCCGAUGUGGUGCAGGAUGUCGAGGAGGUUGUGCAAAGAGAGGAAGACAAGUGAGACAAAAUGCUAGAGAUCGGGCAGUGGUGAUUAUUGCUUAAAGAUAUAGUGAACUGGGGGCAUCCUGGUGGCUCACACUGGUAGAGCGCUUACCAUGAAAGCCGUGUGCUUGCUGCAGCGGACCCGGGUUCGAAUCCGGCCUGAGGUUCCUUUGCUGCAUGUCUUCCCCUCUGUCUCCCCCUUUCUAUCUGUCUCUAUCCAAUAAAGCAAUAAAAAUGCCAAAAAAAUAAUCUUAAAAAAAAAAAAAAGAUAUAGUGAACUACGUGA